Molecule: messenger RNA, 6624 nt
Organism: Toxoplasma gondii ME49
Lineage: Eukaryota; Apicomplexa; Conoidasida; Eucoccidiorida; Sarcocystidae
Product: PAN domain-containing protein
Exons: 5
Coding region: 1-5703 (1900 amino acids)
Biological process (GO): proteolysis
Cellular component (GO): extracellular region
Molecular function (GO): protein binding
Source: RefSeq, a predicted model, not a curated record
AUGACAGAGGCGACAACAGCGGUGGAUGCGGAGGUGUUGGCGACUGAUGGAUUGGCCGGUGAUGCGGCGGGGACGCCAGGAGAGAGCGACGGGGCUACCGGAAAGAAGAAGAGGCGGGGAAAGAAGCGGCGAUCGAAGAAAGGUGAGAAGGCCGGCGAUGCUGCUGCGACGCCCGGGGAGGGCGGUGUCGGUAGCGAGAUGACAGAGGCGACAACAGCGGUGGAUGCGGAGGUGUUGGCGACUGAUGGAUUGGCCGGUGAUGCGGCGGGGACGCCAGGAGAGAGCGACGGGGCCACCGGAAAGAAGAAGAGGCGGGGAAAGAAGCGGCGAUCGAAGAAAGGUGAGAAGGCCGGCGAUGCUGCUGCAACGCCCGGGGAGGGCGGUGUCGGUAGCGAGAUGACAGAGGCGACAACAGCGGUAGAUGUGGACCUGUUGGCGACUGGUGGAUUGCCCGGUGAUGUUUCGGUGACACGGGAGGUCGGUACCGAGGUGACAGAGGAUACAACCGCAGCUGAGAUAGACCAACUGGGGAGUGAUGGAUUGGCCGGUGAUGCGGCGGGGACGCCAGGAGAGAGUGACGGGGCUACCGGAAAGAAGAGGAAGAGGGGGGAGAAGAAGCACCGAUCGAGAAGGCGUGAGAAGCGGGGCCGUGCGGGUGCGACGCGAGGGGAGACUGCUGCCGACGCGGAGAAGACAAAGAAGACGACAUUGGCGGUGCUGGACCUGUUGGCGAGUGGAUUGACCAGCGAUGCCGCGGCGAUGCCGGGGGAUAGUGACGGGGCUACCGGAAAGAAGAGGAAGAGGGGGGAGAAGAAGCACCGAUCGAGAAGGCGUGAGAAGCGGGGCCGUGCGGGUGCGACGCGAGGGGAGACUGCUGCCGACGCGGAGAAGACAAAGAAGACGACAUUGGCGGUGCUGGACCUGUUGGCGAGUGGAUUGACCAGCGAUGCCGCGGCGAUGCCGGGGGAUAGUGACGGGGCUACCGGAAAGAAGAGGAAGAGGCGGGAGAAGAAGCACCGAUCGAGAAGGCGUGAACGGAGCAGUAAGGUCGCUACAUUGGCAGGUGAGGGUGAUGCCGUUGAGGGUGAAAUGCCUCAGGACGAAGGUGUCGUCGAGGUGGCGGCUAGCGGUGACGACACAUCUACUAGGUCAGUCGCGCAAGAAGGUCUCGACUCUGUCAAAAACGCAAAGAAGACACACAGAAAGCGGUCGCGGACGCACAAGCGGAAGACUGCAGACGACAAGACGGCAUCCGAGCAUGCGUCAGAGGCUGGCAAGUUUUUGCUGGCACCCGAGACCGGGCCGACCGUCAGUGAGGAAUCGCUCGCUCCCGGAGAGACGACGAGUCCAGAGAAUACAGAACAGGUGGCGUCUGACGUGCGUCAGGAGACAGACACUGGAGAAAGCGAGGCCGCAAUGAUGUUGGAGAAAGAGGACGAUGAUACCGCCACAGGGGGUAGCGAGGAGGACGAGGUCCUCAUGCCUCAGGACGAAGAGGCGCGCGAGCAGGAGGACGCAGGCGACAAUUUGGUGUCUGAGCACGGACUAGAGGCUGACGAAGCUGUUUCGGCUGGAGAGUCGCCUACGUCGGAGAGUACAGAACAAGUGACAUCUGCACUGCCUCCGGCAACUGACGACGAAACACAAGAGGCCUCGAAGAAAGCGAAGAGGAGGACCGCGAAGAAGAGCCGAUCCAAGAAACGUGAAAAGAGCAGCGAGGACAUGGAGGCAGAAGCGCGCUCAAUGUCGGGCCAACACGGAAAGAAGAAGGCAGACAGAAGGCGGUCGCAGAAGCCGGAGAGUUCAGGAUACUCCAGGUCUGUUGAGGAAUCACGGAGCACUGACGCGGACUCACAAAGCCGAGGGCGACAUGACCAAACACUGAGCAGUCUUAGAAGAAGAAGAAAGAACAUCGGAUCUGCUACGGAGGAGGCAUAUAUGGAUGGUGACGAAUCCAUUUCGGAGGCUUCGGCGACACAGAAGAAGCAUAUGACGACGGAGAGCAGACGGAGAAGGAAGGGGAGUCGCGAGGCAGGUGGGGGUUUCGAUGAAUGGGUCUUUCAAUCCGAUGACGAUGAGAGCAUUGACUACUCUGCGGAGCGAUCUCGAUCCACCAGGCGCCGGCGGGCGGACAGAGACGGGAGAGACAGGAAGGGAAGGGAGAGGCGCCAUAUGUCCUCGAGGAGUCGGCACUCAGAGGAGCUUUCAGAGAGUCCCAACAGUGAUUCAGAGACCCGAGCAGCGACAGAGGAUGGUGAAACGUCCAGGACAAGUCGGCGGUCACACCGGAGGCCAUUUACGAUGUCGAUGCUGGACGACGAAUACGAUGACGAGCUCCGUGAUGCAGAUGACCUUGACGAGUGGAGCAUCUCGUCUUAUCCAGGUGCGUUUGAAGAGAUCCGCCGACAUUCUGAGACCGGCCACAGAUACGGACACAACACCGGGGUGCCAGGCAGCCAGCGAAACAGAGAGGAACGAGAAAUAAGCAUUCUGGAUCCCUUCUACCCCCCCAGCCAGCAUGUGCCCCAGGCCGACUUUCUAACACAGGACUCUCCUUCGCAGCGGCCAAACGCGGCUCAAUUGACGGCUCUUAUUCAGGCAGGAGUUGCCGCUGUCCAGGCUGUCGACAAAGUCGCCGGCAAAGCCCACGGCGAGGCACCUCAAUCGCAGCUGGCGGGACCAGGAACCGCCGUUGGGAAGACACAGUCUGCCAGCCACGAGCAGAAGGACGCCGCGCGGGCGGCGGCGCGAACUCUGAAUCUGGAAGCUGUUGCGAAGUUGCUGCGAGGCCACCAUUCAGACGCCAGGGCUUCGACGCAAAGCGUCGGUGCCUUAUUGCACCGCAACUACUCGCGGCUUGGUCCCUCCGCGACUGAGAGUGCGAGAAAGCUCCACUGGGAGAAUCUCAUGACGGCGCUGACAGCGCCUCAUUUGCGACAGCCAGAACUGUAUCGUUCAUCCAGCAAGCAUCGAUCUGAGCGACGAGGCAUUGACGGUCUCGACGAUAUCGUCAGAAACCGAGAUUCGCUCACGUUUGCUCAGGACCGGUCCUACGAGUCAAAGGAAUUCCUCACACCUGACAGUCCCGUAUACGAAGACGGGUGGUCCCGACGGGCGAGUCGGUCUCGGAUGGAAAGUGAGGACUCGAUGUCUGUCGAUUGGCUUCACAAAAAACACGAAAGCCGCCUGUCACAACGCAGGCGACUGGAGAAGCAGCGGCACCGCAGCUCGAAGUCUCGUGGAGAAGACAGGGACGAAACAUUCGAUGACGCAGAUUCAGGAAAAGACGGACAGCGAAGGAGACCCGGGCACAUCGUCGCUUUUGAAGAUAGCUACCCCAAGGCCUCUCACUUGGGCGACGUGGAAUUGGUGGAUGACGAGGAGUUGUCGACAGACAUCGAACAGCUCCAUUCCAAGAUGAAAGAAGAGCUCACGCGUGACGGCGAACUUGAGGCCUCAUGGGGAAGCUCUGCAGACCUGGAAGGUGAGACCGCACAGAUUGCGCAAGGAGAAAACUGGGAUGAUGGAUGGGAGAAGGUCGAGGAGAGUGAAGCUGUGAUGGAGCCAGCGGAAGUACAACAAGAAUCCCUGCUCCAGCGAGAUGCGCCGGAGACGGACGACGGUUGGAUGCAGACUCCAGUGGAUCCAGGCGACUGGAAGCGUGCUAUCAUGGAAGUGCUCAAGAGCGGUCAUGUCAGCGGUGACGUCCCCCUCAAGCAGUGGCUGCCUGGAGACAGCUGGCAAGAGUUUUCAGGACUGAUGUCGAGCAUCUCCGACGUGGUCCGAGGCCAACAUACAGAGUCGACAAGCUCGGAGCGUUUCGGAGCCUUGCGGAUGGCCAAGAAGGAAGAGAAGCCCCUCGUGCAAAUGGAUGACUCGUGCUUCGAGAGGAAUGUGCGAUACAGUCCAGGAAGCGAGUUCAUUGUAGUGUGGCGAGGCGUACCUACAGCAUCGCACUGCCAAGCUCUCUGCAAGCUGACAGCUCCGGAGUGUCACUUCUUCUCUUUCGUCAAAAGUGCAGUGCUACCACUCGAGCACCAAGGAGCGUGCUAUUUGCUGCCGCGGAAGGCCCCCGUCGUUCGUGUCCCAUCACGAGGUGUGUUUGAAGUCACUUCUGGCCCUCGAUCGUGCUCACCACCCACUCCGGACUCUCCACCUUUGGACCUCGUUGCCGUGACAAGCAGAACAGGUUGCCCGAGCAGUCCGUCUGUCUGUGAUUCGCUGAACCUGCCUUUUCCACUCGGCAGCCGCUUCAGCCCGUUCUGUUCCACCUCAAAAGAAGGGCACUGUGCAAACCUCGCGAAUGGCAUUCCAUGUUGCACAACAUGCAAUGACCACCCUGGGAACCCGUGUCCAGAGAAGACAUGCUACGAGUACAACGUGGACUACACCGAUGGAACAGAACUGCGCUUUUUCGCUGCUGGUGUCGCGAGUCGCGGCGCGUGCGAGUCGCUUUGUCGACAGACAGAAGGCUGCACGCACUACUCGUACUACUCGACCCCUCAGCUUCCGCGGCACCUUCGCGGCUCUUGUUCGCUGCGGGCAUUCCGCUUCGCCCCGAGAAACCGCGUGACCGUCGAAGGUCUGGAGGCUGCGGGCGACGGCCACUCGGGAGCGACGCGGGCCUCUGUGGUUUUCGCGCCUUUGUUCUGCGAGUAUCCACAAACGACGACGACUACGACAACGACGACGACGCCGCCGCCAUCCAGCAAAUUGUCUUGCAACAGGCCAAACACCGACUUCUGGGGCCACGAUCUCGCCUCCUUCAAGGGCUGUGUCUCCGCCGAUGCAUGCCAGCGGAUAUGUCAGUCCGUCGACGGCUGCGUAGGAUUCACCUAUGUCAAGCUGAUGCAGAAGUGCUACCUGAAAUGGAGUGCGACGGUGGAGAGACAUGUGGAGGGCCACGAGAGCGGUCCCCGGUGCUGCGCGGUGGCGGGAUCCGACGCCUCAUCCGACGGAGACGGGGCAGGUUUCGUUUGUCCAGCCCAGCGAAAGAAACCCUGCGUGUUUGCAGGUCAGGACUACCCCGGGCACGACAUCACCAUCAAACUGGAUACCGUGUCGGCGUACAAGUGCUUCCAGCUGUGCAAAGCAGAGCGGCGCUGUGAAGUCUGGACUCAUCGUCCGGAAAAGAAGAUGUGUUUCCUCAAAUGGGCGGAGAUUCCCUUCUACCAGACGGUGAGCGAGAAAAGGCUUCUUCUGCAGGAAGAAUUCGUUGUCGCGCCGGGCGCGAUUACCGGCUUUGCAGACUGCGAACCGUUUUACGGGCCUGACGCCGACAAAUUCACCGUGCCUGAGGCCCAGGCAAAAGCAGAGGCCAUGCGGAUUCUCUCUCAAAACCUCCGAUACGGAAGGGACGAGGGCUCGACCACAGGGGCGUACGAAGAAACAACGAACAACGGAAGGAAGGAAUACGCCAGACCGCUGUCGCGUAGCCGCCGUAGGGGCAUGAGCGAGGACGAAUCCACCUCGCGGCGUUCCCGCUCCGCAGAGUUCAGUGAAGACGAGGAGUCGGUGACCAGGCGACGACGGCUCAAGCGAAGGACCCGCCCAGUUCAUCAGGACUCUGAAGAAGAAACGCAUUCGAUGACAGCACACCGGACGAAACGCAAGCACCGUUCAAAGCGGAAACACUCCACAAUGGAUGAGGAAGAAGAUUUCCAGACGAAGAGGAAACGCGCACAUCGUCAGGGGCGAUCCUAGAUACGGGGCGACUUCUGACGACAGGAGAUCGCACUUGAGAACGCGAGGAAAGAGCAGCGGUUUUCUGAUCUCGGCCACAGUGGUUGCGGACAAUCUUGCACAGCACAGCGGUAGCUCACCGCGAAUAAAACGCCACUGUUUGGAUGCACUCACGAAAAAACAGGGGAGUCCCGAACGAGCGAGAACGGCUACCGCGACUGCUACGCACUGUGGACGAAGGCAUGGUUGAUCCAGGUGGUGUGGACAAGCUGUACAAACAGGUUGGUACUUUUGUGGCCAUUUUCCAGUAACAGAGAAACAUAGAGGAUCGUGGCCCAGCACCUGCAGAAGUCCGGAACAAGGAGUCUUCGACACGAUCACGUAUCAACGUUUGUGUCUUCUCACAUAGUCAUUUCGAUGGUAUUAUUUCUGCAAUCAAAGUCGCUUCAACUGCGCUGUAGCCGCCGUGAUGGGCCCAUAGUGGGUGAUCCUGCGGAACGGAAAUGUUCCUCGAUCUGCUUCUGGGAACAUCCUGAUUGCUUUUUGUGUGUCACGACUACGUUCCUGAGUACUAGAUUUGUUUCACUUCUUGCGGGGGUGUAGUUUUGGUCUCUAUAUUGUUGUAUUUCUGCACUCGCCAUACGGCGGGGAGCUCACGUACAAUUGUGGUUCAUCUUUUUUCAGUUAAGUUUGGUGCCACUGUUUUUCGUUUGGCAAAGCAGUGCCGAGUUCGCGGUGAUAACUUCUGUUUUUUGUCAGGGGUCGCACUAGCAUUCGUCUAUCUGUGUUGCGAGACACUGGCAUGCCACCGUGGCUUUUGGCGACACACUGGCAUUUAAUGUUGUAUAUCUGUGGAACACCGGUCAAAUUCAGCAGCUGUUAUGUUCAACUUUGCUGUGUUACACACAUUCCUUGGUACGGACUACGGGCUGGUGCCUCUAG